AUGGCAUACCUGCUGGGCAAUCCAAACUGUAUGGAGAGCUUGAGGAAGGACAUCACCGAUCUACAAGGAGCCAUCAUUGAUGUCUUUUCCCGGGCUGGGGCAGUGCGUUAUCCCUCCUGGAAGUUUCCCCAUAAAGUGUCCUGUGAUCUGGAUCUGGUGGCUUUGCUGGAGCAUUAUGACUAUGUGGAGAAUGACCCUGAAUUUACCCAGCAUUCCCAUGUAAUGCUCCUCGAACUGGUGAUUGACAGGUGA
Messenger RNA from Emys orbicularis (European pond turtle), 252 nucleotides. Its product is annotated as coiled-coil domain-containing protein 157-like. The transcript has a single exon. NCBI's taxonomy places the organism in Eukaryota, Metazoa, Chordata, Testudines, Emydidae. The record is from RefSeq and is a predicted model, not a curated record. Bases 1 to 252 code for a protein of 83 amino acids.